AUGUAAAUAGCGCCUUUGGGGUCCUAUUAGUGGCACCCAAACUCACAGUGCACUGUUGUCACUUUGACAUACUCCACCACAGUCACUCCCUUGGACAGGAUCAGCAUUCUGCUUUACAGCACAGAGAGAGCUUUUCAACCUGUACAUUUUGACAUAUUGCAGUUAAUGGAUGUGUUUUCUUCUUCUGUGAGGGUAUUUUUAUUUUUAUUUGGAACACAGGUAUACUUGUAAUUUAUAAUGGCAGCAAGUCUUUUUGUAGCAAUGAUGCUCUACUUGUCAAUGGGAGAGGCGAAGCCAUACAGACCAGUCCAUUACAGCGACUACACAACUGGAAUGAUUCAGCACCACGAGCAGGGGAAACCUACCAGCAUACACAAGAAUCACUGCGCUUAUGUGAUUGAAAAGACAGUGUCCUUCACUGUUCAGGACGGUGCGGCCCCAUAUGUUAAAGCUGAGUACAACAAGUGUUCCUGGCAUAAAAAAUGUCCAACUCUUCUGUAUCGCCUAAUCUACAAACCUAUCUAUAAAGUGGCGCAUAAAACUGUCACAGAACUUGAGUGGCGCUGUUGUCCUGGGUAUUCUGGCUACGGCUGCAUUGAGGGUCCCCCAUCUUACCAACAUCCAAUGAAAAGCAUGCCACCAUUUAAAGGUCCACCAUUCAAAAGCCCACAGUUCAUAGGACCACCAUACCAAGGUCCCAUGUUCAAGGGUCCCAUGUUAAAGGGCCCACCCAUGAACCCUCCUGUCAAAACCAAGCCAUGGAAUCAACCCAAAGAACCUCCUACCAGUCGUUUUAACUCGUACCCAAUGCAUCAUGUUGGACCGCCAAGGUCAUCCAGCUAUCCAGACAACUCUUUUGAGCCUUAUCCAGAUGCACAUGAACCUGUACCACACCACAAGGAAGAACACCGCACAGAGCAUGAACAAGAACAUGAGCUGAGACAGGGACCAGAGGAGCAUAUUCCAGAAGAAACCCUUCCUCCUACUGAUGGCCAACAAGCUGAAGGCCAUGCUCUAGACAGUGAGACAGAGGAACGCAUAUAUCGAAUGGAGGAGGAUGUGCAACGUCUAAACCAGGGUUUGGAGAACCUGAGAGGAACCGUGAAUGGCCUGGAAGAGAGCCUUAGAGCCUCACUGAGAGAGGAUGCCAACAGGAUGUUGUCAGCUCUGCUCUCUGCUGCCCCUAGCCCUCUCUCUGCCCCCCCUGUAGCCUCGAGCCCCUCCACGGUAGGCUUUGUUGAGAUUCCUGGGGGGGAUCCUGAGGCACACGGCCUCGAUGGCAGACAUGUGUUUCCCGGACUUUCCAAACUAAAUGGAAGAAUAGAAGAGCUCAGUACGGAGCUACAAGCAAAGACAGCUGAGCUUCAGGAGCUGAAAGCCACAGUAAUGACACAUGAUGGGGCUUUGAAGAAAAUGUCAAUUAGAGAGGGGGUUGUAUCGGACUCUGAACAUCUUGGGGGGCAAGACCAAAAAUCUACAGAGCAGAUGUUGGAUGCCAAAUUGAGUGCCGCUAGGACAGACAUUUUGGAUGGGCUUGAAAAGCAUGUGGAGAGUGCAGAGAGUCGAUGUGUGGAGAAAGCAGAAGAUGUACGUCGACAGUGUCAGAAGGAGCAAGGUCAGAGGCAGGAACAAAUGGAAGAUACUCUGGCAGAAAGUACAACUGACUUGAGGGCAGAGCUCAGAAGGCUCCGGGCAGAGGUGCAACAUUUAAACACGCUAGAAAGCUGUUGUGCUACAAUGAGAGGACUCGGUGAAAGGGUGGAGUUUGUGGAAACAUCUGUGGUCGGCCUCAAUCAGUCCCAGAAGCACCUAAGAGUGGAGUUGGGAGGGCAUAAAGACCACAUAGAGGGAAUGCUGGAAGGGCGUCUAAAAUAUGUAGAGACUAAGCUCAACCUGACUGGGCAACUUAAAAGCACACAGCCCGAAAAGAGGAGAAGUGUCUCAGAUAAAGCUGAAACAGGACAAGGCCUUGAGGCCAGAAUGGACGACAAGUUAAGAGAACUGGAGGGACGUCUACUGACGGCUUUGGAGGAACUGGGUAAUGCCACUGCCCCUGCACUCCUAGAGGGACAUGCUGUUCCAACCCUGGAGACAGAGUUGGUGUCCCUUCGGGGAAGACUAGAGAUGGAUGUGGACAGAGUGCAAAAGCAUCUGAGCAACCUUGAGAUUCUCUGCUCGACCUCAUGUUCCUCACCUAACAACCCCACAAUCAUCCAAGGGGACUCUGUUGUUGGCACAGCAGAGGAUCAGAAUGCAGUGGGCUUACUAGAAAAGCAUGAUGAACGUUUGAACAGCCUCAACAUCACACUGCAAAACAUCAUGAGGCAUAUAACUGACAAAGAGGACCAACACAAAGAAGGUGAGCUCACAAUUCUCAGGUUAAAUGUUCACUCAGUUAAUUGCACGCUAAAAGGCCUUCAGGACUCGCUGGGGACAGUCGUCAACCAGGUGGGUCAAGUAAACAGCUCCUGGCAUGAGAGAGAGUCACGUCUGGCCCGACAGAUGAAGGGUGUGGUCCAACUGGUUGGACAUCAAGCUUCCAUGCUUGGGGCUGGGGAGCGCAAACUGACACGACUUAAGGGUGAGAUACAGGAGAUGAAGAGGCGGCUCGCCGAGGAGGUCAGAGGCUGUCGGAGCACAGCUAUGGGGGUACAAAAAGAAGUAACAGAGGUUGGUGGGCGUGUUGCUAAUGUUGAGGACCAGUGUAAAGGCCUUAAUUAUUUAGCAGAAGAUCUGGAGAGAAUCAGAGAAGAGUUGGAGAGACAAUCAAAUGGGUUUCUCCUGCAAUUUAAUGGAACUCUAUCCAGCCAUUCCCAGCAGUUGUCUGAGCUGAGAGAUGAAAUCCGAAACUGCACCACAAAGGUAGAGUCAGCACAACAGAGUUUAGGGUUUGAGGCCGAGUCACAACGAGGGGACACUUUCACUUCAAAGUAGAUCUGUUCAUAAAGUAAUAAAAGAUAAAUAAAAGAUGAAUAAAGGGUACAUAAUCUGGUGGUGGUGGAGGUCCAUUAACAUGUCUUUUUUGUUUCCAAAAACAAAGGUUUUAUACCUGCACUGACGUACAGUUUUAAAUGCUGCAUACUAUUUGAUACAGCAAACUCUGACUGCACUCUUACGAUUGUGAAAAAACAUUUACUUGACUCACGAAGGUGCUAGAGCUGUUUGUUGUUGUAUUGUUGUCUACCAUCUUUUUGAACAACCAGUGACAGUGGUUGACCUAAACUACAGCAAAGUGCAUCUGUGUUACUGUGCUGUUUACAUGCAUUAA
Dunckerocampus dactyliophorus (ringed pipefish) is the source of this 3268-nucleotide messenger RNA. Its product is annotated as EMILIN-3-like. Gene Ontology annotation, molecular function: protein binding. The transcript has 4 exons. The record is from RefSeq and is a predicted model, not a curated record. Gene Ontology annotation, cellular component: extracellular matrix. NCBI's taxonomy places the organism in Eukaryota, Metazoa, Chordata, Actinopteri, Syngnathiformes, Syngnathidae. The coding region runs from base 238 to 2934 and encodes 898 amino acids.